CUUCGAAUGAGCGGCAAUGCAGAGGCCGCAUCAGCAGAGAAUGAUUGAAGACGUUGAAUGAAUAUCUUUAACCGUAACUCUGCUCUUAAGACAGAACCAAUCGGCCACCAAGGUCGCUCUCGCAGCCGCCCGCCGCAUCCGAACGAAGCCAUUUGUUCAAAAUCAAACCCACCUCCAUCGCCUUAUGCGAACUUGCGAGCCGAUCCUCAGCAAUGCGCAUCUCUGGCGUAAACAUCAACAGCACCUCCGCCAUCGAGCGGGGUGAGGCACCUUACACCCCCGCAUCAUCCAUUUCAAAGAAAGCGGUCCCACUUCUUCCAUAUCAGCUUCAGCGCGCAACCAACACCGUCAACCAAUACCGGUUAGAGCAACAACAGCAAAAGGCCGCGCAAGCUGCACAAAAAGCGUUGGAGAAGACCCAGCCUCUGCAUGUAGAGCAUCCCAAGCCCCGCAUUGGCACCGACAUCGUGCUGGGCGAUACCUCAUACUGCGAUGCAUCCACUCAGUUCGUUACGACUGCGGGCAGGGAUUUCCAUGCAAAGCAGGACUUUUCCAAAAUUCCCGGCGCAGCGAAGAGCAAGCUGACUUUCAUCACCCCGUCGCGAGGCGUCGUGGUGGAUAAUACGAUGCUGCCGCCUGCGGGGAAGCCCUUGGGUAUUGACACCGCUAAUAAACGGGCGGACCAUAUAUCGUUUGGGGAUGCGAGGAGGAGAGGAGGAGUUGUUCUGAACGGAUUGGAUGGAUCAGCUGGUGGGAUUCCAGGGAAUGGCAUGGCGCUAGAUGAUGGGGAAGAUGAUGCGUACAAGACUGUGAGCGGACAGGCGUUCAAGUAUCGUGGCAAAGACCUGUCCAAGGAAGAGGCCCUUUCUUUACCGUCCACACUUGCUUCGAGCACCGCCCUUACUCCCGCCCAACGUUUCCACGCCGCCGCCAAUCCCACAACCUCCAACCAAAAGCACACAGGCGGCCUCCGCACACGUCACGACUUGCCCAUCGACGACACGCACUUCAAAUCGUACACCACGACCCAUCAGGACGCCUACCAUGUCAAUCACGAUACCGCGGCCCGCGCAAUUGAUGCAACGACGGCCAACACGGCCCACUCUUUCGGAGCUAGUAACCGAGCCAGUACCAUUCCAUUCGGCAAUAAGGACCAGGUGAAGGAAUAUGCUACCAUUGCGGGUGGGGCGUGGGUGAGGCAUCCCGUGGAGGCCUAUUUGGAGUCGGCGUCCGGGAUUAAGUUGGUGAAAAAGGGGCCGAGAAGUACCAGUGGGUUGACCAAGAUGAACAGGGGUGCCGCGGGGUCUCAUGAAGACGAUACGAUUGAUGGGGAUUCGAAGAAUCGCACUUUCGUGUCGUUGACGCAGCUGUCGUACCCACCACCACCGGACGCGACGUACCGACGGAAGACUGCCGAUGGAAGUGGAGGGCCAGCACAGGCACAUGUGUUGCCACCCAGCGCUAUUCCCGACUCACACCGCCGUGGAUUCUCGUCCAUCCAGUUUGGAUCUGCUCCUGGUAACGGCGCCGCCGGAACAACCGCCCAUGACGAGCCGGCUCAAUCCCAAAGUCGCGCGACGUAUAUUCCCUACCCCGACGCCUACCUGUCCGCGCGAACCGCCCUGCGUUCCGGCUUGGAAGACCGGCUCGUAUCCAAACGCGGCAUCCAGAACGCAGUGCGGCCCGUGAACAAAUCCCUCGUCGACACAUCGAGCAUGCAGGCCGCAUACGUACCGCCGUCCGCGCCACAGGAGCACGACAAAACCAAACUGAAAGCGGCAGGUGUAUCGCUGCACGCCCCGAGCAGCAACUACUCAUCGGUUCCAACAGGCGACUCAGGAUACUUCCCGAUCGCAACAGGUGCUCGCGGCGACGCAGCAACGACCGCCGCAUCGUCAUACCCACACUACCCGCCGGAACUCACAUCCAGCCAGUACAUCCGCCACCCGGUGCUCGGCGCGCGCAUCACCGAAUCCACAUUCCGGAUCGGCUACGACGGGGACGACGCUGCAGCCGCAGAUAACGGGAGCGGGGCGGCACCCCCGCGCGUGGACUACACCACCUCCACCCAACGCGAUUACACCCCCAAGCACCUCGACCACGCCGCGGCAUCCUCCUCCCACACCCGCCACAUCAAACACGCGCCGAGCCUCCCCCCCAUCGGCGACCCGGCCACCCGGCAACUCCCCUUCGAACGCACGACAAACCAGAUCCACUACCGCCCCCCGCCGGCACCCACCCACCCCGGCAUCGCGGCCCCGCCGGCAGAGACGUGGCCAACUCUCCCUGCACCCGUAGCCCCCGGGGCAGGCACACGCGGCCGCUAUGCCAACCGCCCCCGCAUCAUGCCCAACACCGGCGUCAAGGCCCUCCUCUUCCCCGCCAACUCCGGUGCAUCUGUCGUUGACGACGUCGCGGCGAGGUAUGCGACGACGACGGGGAAGUAUUUCCGCGAUCGCGGCGGGUUGUGGGAUGUGCAUGGGCACGGUGAUCACGGCGCUGCCAAGCCGAACAAUGCGAGCAGUGUUGUGUUUGGGGAUCCGAGGUUGGGCUAUUUUCGGGACCGCGUUGUCGAGAGGGGGGUGCCGGCCAUGACGGUGUGUUGAGGGUGGCAUCACCAGGGGAGAUGGAGACGCCGCGGGA
Molecule: messenger RNA, 2643 nt
Organism: Fimicolochytrium jonesii
Lineage: Eukaryota; Fungi; Chytridiomycota; Chytridiomycetes; Spizellomycetales; Powellomycetaceae
Exons: 2
Coding region: 213-2606 (797 amino acids)
Source: RefSeq, a predicted model, not a curated record